This is a messenger RNA of Rana temporaria (common frog), 1110 nucleotides long. RefSeq names its product fragile histidine triad diadenosine triphosphatase (gene FHIT). Gene Ontology annotation, molecular function: bis(5'-adenosyl)-triphosphatase activity; ubiquitin protein ligase binding. Gene Ontology annotation, cellular component: plasma membrane; nucleus; cytoplasm. The coding region runs from base 192 to 827 and encodes 211 amino acids. Lineage: Eukaryota; Metazoa; Chordata; Amphibia; Anura; Ranidae. The transcript is spliced from 4 exons. The record is from RefSeq and is a predicted model, not a curated record. Gene Ontology annotation, biological process: diadenosine triphosphate catabolic process; intrinsic apoptotic signaling pathway by p53 class mediator; purine nucleotide metabolic process.
AGACCAGGAAGUAGCCUGAAUGUUUGACUGUGUGCAAUGUGCAGUGACUGGGGCACAACACAAAUUCCCAUUGAAGUUUGCUGUAUAGUCAGGACAGUAACAGGACACUGACAGGCUGGAAUUCCUCUUUAAGCUCAUCUACUGAUUUGGAUAGAACUAGCUCCUGCAUAUCAUGCAGGUCUUCAAGGAUCAUGAUUUUAUGGCUGAGUUCCUGCAAAGGUGGAAGAAACUUCAGAUUUUAUGGCAAACCAAAAGCACUGCUAAUAAAAAAUAAAGAAGCCAGGAAGGAAGAACUGGAGAGCCUGCUUGAAUUUGUAAAGACCCAGAUCCCCACAGCAACAACCAAGGAUGUGAAUACCAAAAUUGGGACCAUUAGGGGCACAUAUCGGACUGAGCGGAAUAAGGUCCUGAAAUCCAUGAGGUCAGGAGUAGCUGCAGAUCAAAUUUAUAAGCCUAGUCUGUGGUACUACAGUCAGUUAAGCUUCCUUGAUGAUCAUCUGGAAGCAAGGGAAUCUCUUUCAAUCCUUCUCCCCAGACGUAGCUCCAGUCUUUCCUGCAGCCAAGCUCAGCCUUCUUUGGAUGAACAACCUGAGUUCCUGGAGGAGCAUGAUUUCACCAUAUGGAGCCAGGCAGAGCAUAGCAAGGAUGAGGGGGGAGAAAUGAGAGCCAGGAGGUGGCAGGCCCCAAUGGCACACAGGAGGUGGCAAGCCCCAGUGGCACACAGGAGGUGGCCAGGCCUAACACCAGUUCCCAGAUACCUCCCCUCUGCAUUCCACAAAAAAGGGGCAGGAGGCUUAGGCAGAUGGACGAGGAAACCCAUGCCCUAAUUAGGGAGUCUACUGCGGCCCUCAGAGAGCCCCCCACCGCUGCAGAGGCAUUUGCUGCAAUUAUUGGAGAAAAACUACCAAGAAUGGACAUGGGCCAACGUCUCCGUAGCGAAACCCUAAUUUCGAAGGUUAUCAACAUGGGCUUGAUGGGGAAGCUUACUGACUACACGGACCUUGCGGAGGUCGCCCCUCCUGCUCCUCCUCCUCCUGCCACAAGCUCUCCUCCAGGGACACAGCCUCCGAAGACGCGGUUAACAAAGGCUGCAGAGAAGGCUACAAAGAA